Messenger RNA from Letharia lupina, 1023 nucleotides. RefSeq lists its product as uncharacterized. The transcript has 6 exons. Bases 1 to 1023 code for a protein of 340 amino acids. Lineage: Eukaryota; Fungi; Ascomycota; Lecanoromycetes; Lecanorales; Parmeliaceae. The record is from RefSeq and is a predicted model, not a curated record.
AUGCACUCUAGGGUUUGGCUUGCAUAUGCAGUCAUAUGUGGGCCUGCGCUUUCUGCAACUUUACCUGCAGCACCACAAAGUGAAAACACUCCGACCACCUCACCUUCGGUGCUGAUCCUUCCCGGGAACGUCUCUGCUGAUCUUACAAACGCCUCAUAUUCGAACGAUGUCCCAGACGUGAACCUACUCUCUUUGGAUAGCGCUUCCCAACAACCAUCGAACUACUCCGCCUCUCUUUACGACCUACCCUUCCGGUACGAUCUGCCUGCCGUUACCAGCGCUGCCCCUCAGUGCAACGGUACUCUGUACGGCACCAACUUAGACCGACACAGCUGUUUUGAUGCUUGGCAGAAUCUAGGCUCGAUACCCGAACGCGUGAGCUGGGGCCCAAGGGGACCGGGCCACAAUUUUCAAUACAGGCUUCCUUAUCGAUGGAGUAGCGAUGAUGGUCAAUGCGUUAUCGAUAUUACCAAUUACCAGGCCCACAACUCCGACUUCGCGUCCCUUCUCGAGAUCAGCCACGCCGCCGAUCAGGUGCUGAAGAAGUGCAUAGAUCCUCUUGGUGGCCCAGCUGAGGGAGGUUUCGUUGCGAAUGUAGGUAAGAACGGACGCCUCAUCGUAGUAAUCCGCAAGUACACGCCCGAUGUCGUAUGCGGUCAAGGUUUCCAAGUGCCGGAUUAUCCACCGCCCUGUCUUGACACACUGAGUGCGUUGCCCGUGAGCACGCAGUCCGUGAGCUUUGGUCGUAAGGGGUUACCAGGUGUGCAGUGGCCACUACCGUGGACUUAUUACGCGAGCGGCUCCAGAUGCGCGGUCACGUUGAACAUCAAGAGUUCUACCCAAGAAGAGACAAUUCGCUGGUUUGACAUAUGGGCUGGUGCGGUUGCUGCUGAUACUAUAUGUAUCAAACAAAGGAAGCUAGGCGCUUCCCGAAAUCUGGGGAACCAUAGGUAUGCAUGGAUAGUCUUACGACAUCAAGAGCAGCCACCUGCACCGAUGCCGCUAGCAAUGGCAGACGAGUGA